AUGCCUUAUUGUAGAGCAAUCUUGAUUCCUACAACCAACAAAACCGACCGAGAUGCAUUGCUCCAAUUCAAGGAUAAGAUAUCCGGCGAUCCAUUCGGGGUCUUCAGGACGUGGAAUGACUCUAUCCAUUUUUGCCAGUGGCACGGGAUCACAUGUGGCCGUCGGCAUCCGAGGGUAAUCCAUUUGAUGCUUUCAUCUAUGAAUCUCGUAGGGUCGCUAUCUCCUUUUAUUGGAAACCUUACCUUUCUCCAGAAAUUGUGCAUCAAAAACAACACUUUUGUUGGCGAAAUCCCCCCAGAGAUCGGUAAGUUGUAUAGACUCAAAUACUUAAACCUAGAGAACAACACAUUCUCCGAUCAAAUUCCUGCCAACAUCUCAGGUUGUAUUAAUCUUGAAGCUUUGAGAUUGGGCUAUAAUAUGCUAGUUGGUAAAGUUCCGAUAUCAAUUGCUUCUUUAUCGAAGCUAAUGGUAUUAUGUAUACAUUGGAACAAUCUCUCUGGAAACAUCCCGAAAUUCUUCGGGAACCUCACAUCUCUGGAGGGUAUCUCGGCAUUGUGUAAUGACUUUGUGGGAAGAGUUCCGGCCUCAUUAGGCCGUUUGCAAAAUUUGGAGGAUCUUUAUUUUGGUUUUAAUGGACUCUCUGGCACUCUCCCUUCCUCCAUCUUCAACAUAUCUUCCCUUCAUACCUUUCAUUUUCCCCAAAACCAACUUGAAGGGAGUCUUCCUUCAGAUUUAGGUAUCACUCUUCGUAAUCUUGUUGAGUUAAGUGUCGCGGACAAUCAAUUUACUGGGCCAAUUCCUGCUUCCAUUUCAAAUGCCACUAACUUAAUGAACCUAGUAAUCCCGUUAAAUAAAUUUUCUGGAAACGUGCCUACCAUGGAAAAGCUAAAUCAGCUUAAGAGGAUAAGUACUUCGGCCAACUACCUAGGUAGCGGAGCGCAACUUGACCUGAAAUUCUUUGAAUCGAUCAAUUCUACUAGCCUGGAGCUCCUGGCAAUCGGUGGCAACAAUUUCGAAGGUACUUUGCCUAAAUCCAUAGGCAACUUAUCUUCCCAUUUGAGUGUAAUGUCAUUCGAGAUGAAUCGAUUGUUUGGAAAUAUCCCUCCAAGCAUUGGAAACUUGCGUGGCCUAGAACGGUUGCGCAUAGACAAUAACGACUUCACGGGCAGUAUUCCUAAUACCAUUGGAAAUCUCAUCAAGCUGAAGCGGUUUGGUGCUCAUAUGAAUAAACUCACUGGGAAUAUUCCUUCCACGAUAGGGAACUUGACGGAGCUAAUCGAACUCUCCUUGAAUGGGAACAAUUUACAAGGGAGGAUUCCUUUGAGUAUUGGGAGAUGCCAAAAGUUGUUAGGGAUUGACCUUUCGCAGAAUGAUCUGAGUGGAAUUAUACCAUUUCAAGCUUUCACUAUCUCUUCCCUAUCUAUCUAUUUUGAUAUAUCCAAAAACCAAUUGAGUGGUUCCUUAACAGAAGAAAUCGGUAAAUUGAACAACUUAGCCAUAUUAGAUGUACAUGGCAAUAAACUAUCGGGAAAAAUCCCUAGUAGCCUCGGUAGAUGCACUAGCUUGAUGGAGCUUCACAUGCAAAAUAAUCUAUUUGAAGGGAAUAUCUCAUCAUUCUUGAGUUCCUUGAAUGGUCUUCAAUACAUAGAUCUCUCAAGUAAUAAUUUCUCCGGCCCUGUUCCGAUAUUCUUGGAGAAAUUUCAAUUGCAGUACCUGAAUCUAUCUUUCAACAAUUUUGAGGGUGAGGUACCAAGCAAAGGGGUGUUCUUGAACACGAGCGCGACUUCACUCGAAGGAAACGAUAAGCUCUGUGGCGGUAUGUCAAUCCUAGAUUUGCCAAGUUGCUCGAUGAGCAAGUGGAAACACGGAUCAUCUACCUCUCCUUACGUUAUCAUUGCAGUUACAUGUGGGAUAGUAGCGGCACUGAUUCUCUUGUUGCUGCUGAUGAUGUUUUAUUGGCCGAGGAGGAAGAAAAGUGAGGCUGCUCUAGAGACUCCAUCAAUAGGGGGAUUUCGGCAAGUGUCUUACAAAGACUUAGUCAAAGCAACAGACGGGUUCAGCUCUAGCAAUUUGAUCAGAAUGGGUGGUUUCGGCUCCGUCUAUAAAGGGAACCUAGCAGAUGAAAACAAAAUAGUGGCUGUUAAGGUUUUUAACCUGAAGCAACGAGGAGCAUCCAAAAGUUUCACGGCAGAGUGCGAAGUCCUAAAAAACAUAAGGCAUCGGAACCUUGUUAAGAUUUUAACAGCUUGUUCCAGUGUCGAUUUCCAGGGCAAUGAGUUUAAGGCUUUGGUCUACGAGUUCAUGGAAAACGAUAGCUUGGAGGAGUGGUUGCAUCCGUAUCUUGCACCAAAUGGGACGCCAAGGCAUGGAUUAACUUUUGUUCAGAGACUAAACAUUGCUUUCGACGUAGCAUGGGCAGUGGAUUAUCUCCAUCAUCAGUGCCAAAUGGAGGUAAUUCAUUGUGACCUCAAACCGAGCAACAUUUUGCUAGAUGCCCAAAUGAAUGGACAUGUCGGUGACUUCGGCUUGGCUAGGAUAUUCCCAAACACCAUUGGUGAUUUGCCAGUGAGUCAAACAAGCUCAAUUGGACUUAGAGGAACCAUUGGCUAUGCUCCUCCAGAGUAUGGAAUGGGAAGCGAAGUGUCCAAAGAUGGCGACAUGUAUAGCUACGGAGUCCUGCUGCUGGAGAUUUUUACAGGAAAGAGACCCACCCAUGACAUGUUUAAGGAUGCUUUGAACCUUCACGAUUACUGCGCAGCAGCUUUGCCAGAAAGGGUGGCAGAGAUAGCAGAUCAGCAGCUCCGAUUUUGUGAGGCAGAAGAAUCAUCAAUUGCAGACACUUUGAGCAAUCAAAAAAGCGUAAGUGCUCAUGUUCAAGAGUGCUUGGUGAUGAUAUUUGAAAUUGGUGUUGCCUGCUCUGCAGAGCUGCCACGAGAGAGAAUGAAGAUAAGUGAUGUGGUGAGAAGAUUGCGUUCGCUGAAAGAGAGAGUCAACAAAAUGGGAUUCCGCUAG
Messenger RNA from Eucalyptus grandis, 3012 nucleotides. Its product is annotated as probable LRR receptor-like serine/threonine-protein kinase At3g47570. The record is from RefSeq and is a predicted model, not a curated record. Gene Ontology annotation, molecular function: ATP binding; protein binding; protein kinase activity. The transcript has 2 exons. NCBI's taxonomy places the organism in Eukaryota, Viridiplantae, Streptophyta, Magnoliopsida, Myrtales, Myrtaceae. Gene Ontology annotation, biological process: protein phosphorylation. The coding region runs from base 1 to 3012 and encodes 1003 amino acids.